GCUUUCUUCUUCUCUCUCAUUUAUUCCUUUUUCCUCUCCUCUUCUUUCCUCUUUAAUUUCCUUCUUUUCUAACCUUUCGUAUAAUUACAUUCUUUUUCCUUUUUCCUUCUUCUUCUUCAGGGAUCCUAAGUAUCUUACUUUCCUUUUCGUCAUCUUCUUCGAUCGAUCAUGGAGUUUUUCUUAGAGAUGCUUCUCACGGCGGUUGUUGCUCUCUUGUUUUCUUUCCUUGUGGCCAAGCUGGUCUCUCUUGCCACGGUGGAGAACAGAGUAAACGAUUUGAGUUCCUCCGAUCAGGCGGAGAAGCACGAGAUCGGUGUCGGUGAUGAGUUUGUUACGGAGGAUGUUCGUUUUGGUAUGACGAUGGAUGCUCGUCGUGUGCUCGAAAGCGAGAGGAAUUUCCAAGUUGUGGAGGAUAAUGUGGAACUUGUGGAUCGGUUUCAAACCGUAGCUGAUCGAGUUUAUGAACUCGCUGAAGCUGCUACUGGAAACGCUAAAAUCCGAGGUAACCGUGAAGCUGAGUCCUCGGCUGCAGUCUCGUCGGAAAAUAAUGUGAUCGCCGAGGAGGUGAUAGUUCGUGGAAAGGACGAACAGAGUGAGUCUGUGGACGAAAUCGGUUCUGAACGCGAAGAGUUGAUGGUUCGAACCAUGGAAGCUGAGUCUACUUCUUCUGUCUCGCCGGAAAACGUGGUAGCGGAGGAGAUUAAGAGUCUAGGACAAGAGGAAUCAACAGAAUUAGGAAAAAGUGUUUGCGUAGAAAAGGAAGAAAGUGGUGGAGAUGUCGUACUCGCUGAAUCUGAGGAGCUUAGGGUUGAAGAGAGUAGUGAUACGGUGGAGGAGAGUGAAACUGAAGCAGAGAAUGAAGAGAAAAGAGAGUUGACUAUUGAAGAAGAUGAUGAUUGGGAAGGAAUUGAGAGGAGUGAACUGGAGAAAGCCUUUGCAGCUGCUGCAAAACUUUUGGAAGAAUCCGGGAAAGCGGAAGAAAUUGGUGCUGAAGCUAAGAUGGAGUUGUUCGGCCUUCACAAGAUCGCCACUGAAGGGUCAUGUAGAGAGACACAACCUAUGGCCGUCAUGGUCACUGCUCGUGCCAAAUGGAAUGCCUGGCAAAAACUUGGAAACAUGAGUCAAGAAGAGGCCAUGGAGCAGUAUCUUGCUCUUGUCUCAAAGGAGAUCCCUGGUUUGAUGAAUGCUGGUCACACUGUAGGGAAGAUGUCAGAAAUGGAAACCUCUGUUGGCUUACCUCCUAAUUCAGGAUCAUUAGAAGAUCCGACCAACUUACACACAACUGGUGUUGAUGAAUCCAGCAAAAAAGGUAUUUCCUAAGAGUAAUGAUAUCUUUGUGUCAGCGAUUUCUCGCAUCUUUCAUUCCAGACCCCAGUCAUCUGUUUCUUUUUCUAACUGCAAGCUAAUUGUCUUAGAAUCAGUUUCAGGGGAGAGGUGAAUCCAGUGUUUAAGCAGCCAUGGCAAGGCUUGAAGGAGGGUCUUUGGGAUAACAAAGGCAAAUCUAUUCU
Molecule: messenger RNA, 1508 nt
Organism: Arabidopsis arenosa
Lineage: Eukaryota; Viridiplantae; Streptophyta; Magnoliopsida; Brassicales; Brassicaceae
Source: the annotation of a GenBank genome assembly